AUGUUAGACAACAGCCCUCCAGACCGACAAUGGUGGAAAGAAGCAGUUGUCUACCAAAUCUAUCCAGCAAGCUUCCUCGACUCAAAUGCUGAUGGGCUGGGCGACCUGCCUGGCAUCAUCUCAAAGCUUGACUACAUCCGCUCAGUCGGAGCCACUGCUAUAUGGCUGUCACCAAUCUUUAAGAGUCCUCAACAUGAUAUGGGUUACGAUAUUUCAGACUAUCGCGACAUCCAUCGCCCUUAUGGUUCCAUUCAAGACGUCGAGGCUCUCAUCAAGGGAUGCCAUGAGCGAGACAUCAAGAUACUACUAGAUCUCGUGGUCAAUCACACCAGCCACGAGCAUGAGUGGUUCCGUGAGUCACGAUCAUCAAAAACGUCCCCAAAGAGGGAUUGGUAUUUCUGGCGUGAUCCCCAGUUCGACGCUGAUGGCAACCGCAAACCUCCCAACAACUGGUCGUCCAUCUUCGGCGGCAGUGCUUGGACAUACGACGAACCCACGGGUCAAUACUACUUGUCACUAUUUCUACCUGAACAGCCCGACUUGAACUGGGCCAACGAAGACAUGCGUCAAGCAACAUAUGCCGACAUGAAGUUCUGGCUCGACAAGGGCGCUGAUGGCUUCCGCAUUGACUCCAUGAACCUCAUGUCCAAGCACCCUGACCUUCCUGACGCGCCCAUCACACGGCCUGACUCAGAGUUCCAGCCAGGAGACAAGUACUUUGCCAGCGGACCCCGUAUGCACGACUACAUCCGAGAAAUACGGGAGGAAGUCAUUGACAAAUACGACUGCAUGACUGUUGGAGAACUCGGCUUCACGAAGGACGAGGCCAGUGUCGCCAGCUACGUGGCCAAGGAACGCCAUGAACUGAACAUGUUGUUCACCGGAGACAUCGUCGACAUGGAUUUCGGUGCCAACCACAAGUACGAAAGAGAUGACUUUCGCCUGUCAAAACUCAAGACAAUCACUAGCCGCUGGCAAGGAGCUAUGCCCAAGUUCGAUGGCUGGAACACGAUCUAUAUGGACAACCACGAUUCAGGUCGUUCUUUGUCACGAUAUGGGUCGGAUCUGCCCCAGUUUCGCAAGGAGGCAGCCAAGAUGUUGGCCAUCUAUCUUAGCACCUUGAGCGGAACAUUAUUUCUUCUUCAAGGACAAGAGAUCGGCAUGGCCAAUGUUCCAGAAUCAUGGAAGAUUGAGGACUACAUUGAUGUCGAAGGACUCAAUUAUUACAAGAGCCAGCUGGAAAAAAGAGGCCCAGGCGCUGACAUGUCUGAUAUCAUGAGGGAGAUGAGACUCAAGGCGCGUGACAAUGGAAGACUACCAAUGCAGUGGACUGCCGACAAGAACGCCGGUUUCUCUGAGGGCGAAAAGCCUUGGAUGCGCGUGAACGACGACUUCGAGGAGUGGAAUGUUGCGCAGCAGGAGAAUGACAGCGACAGUGUGCUGGCUUUCUGGAGACAGGUUCUUGAACUUCGAGAAAAGGAAAAGGAUGUAUUUGUCUACGGACUAUUCACCAACCUACCUGACUAUGAGGAUAGCGAAGAUAUCUUUGCAUACACCAUGACUGGUUUUGAUGGGAGGUCAGCGCUUGUUCUGCUGAACUUCUCGGAUAAGGAACAGAAGGUCGAGGUGAAAAAUGGCUUAUGGGGUAAGAAGUUGAUUGGAAAGAACAAAAAUGAAUUUAGUAAGGAAGGGGUGCUACUUCAGGCUUAUGAAGGUGUGGUAUAUGCGGGUUGGUGA
Molecule: messenger RNA, 1737 nt
Organism: Fusarium pseudograminearum CS3096
Lineage: Eukaryota; Fungi; Ascomycota; Sordariomycetes; Hypocreales; Nectriaceae
Exons: 1
Coding region: 1-1737 (578 amino acids)
Biological process (GO): oligosaccharide catabolic process
Molecular function (GO): alpha-amylase activity
Source: RefSeq, a predicted model, not a curated record